Messenger RNA from Arachis duranensis, 2748 nucleotides. RefSeq lists its product as uncharacterized. The record is from RefSeq and is a predicted model, not a curated record. The coding region runs from base 1 to 2748 and encodes 915 amino acids. The transcript is spliced from 8 exons. Lineage: Eukaryota; Viridiplantae; Streptophyta; Magnoliopsida; Fabales; Fabaceae.
AUGGUCUGGGUAAGAAUUGCUAGAUUAAGCAUAUGGUACUAUCAUGAGAGAGCUAUGAUGCGAAUUGCUUCUGCUAUUGGUAAACCCAUAAAGAUUGAUUUAGCGACUAAAUCGGCAGAAAGAGGCAAAUUUGCUCGUGCCUGCGUUCAAGUGAAUCUUGGAUUACCGGUUGUUCAGAAGAUUAUUGUUGAUGGCUAUGAAUAUGAUGUGGAGUACGAAUGCCUGCAGUUGUUAUGUGAGAAAUGCAACUGUUUCGGCCAUACCGCAGUCACAUGCAAGGGAGAGGCAGUAGAUGUUAAGUCCGGGGAUGAGACUCGCAGUGAUGGGGCGGUGUGGAAGGCAACGGAUCUGAGUGGCCAACGCUUAGGAAACCAAAUGGAGAAAUAUUUUGAAUUUGGUAACAAUCCCAAUUUGUCCGCGUCAGUUACGGAUUAUGUGGAGAAAGAUGAGGUUACAUUGCAUGGCAAGGAGGCUAAAAAUGGGCACGUGAUGGAGGAGGAAGGGUGGACUAAAGUAAUAGCUAAGGGAAAAGAAAAAUUGGUCUUUUCAAAAGUAGCCCAAAAUGGUUCAUUGGAAAAGAAGCACUUGGUUUCUACAAAGAAGAUUGGGCUAAGUUCAGGUAAAGGCCCAGUCAUAAAGAAAGAAGAGAAGGCUUUGAUGGGCCAUGGGACAACGACCUUCACUCCUAUAAUCAAGAAUGGCCAUAAGAGGCUGAGACCGGCAUCUCUCCAAAGCUCGCCGGUGCCGCUGAGCAAUGAUGGCGGAGUGGGUCAGCAGCAAUGGAUUUCACCUUCUACGUCACCUAAUGCGAUGGGGAGUGCUCCAGAACAAAUAUCAAUUUUCUUUCCUGGAAUAUUAGAGGGGCUUCUAACAAAUUGGCCCGAGUUCACUGCAAAGAUGAGAGUUUUAGAUGCAGUUGAUCAGUGUAUUAGCCUUGAGAUUCAGAUGGGUGCUUUUUCUAGUUUUUGUAGUGUUGUGUAUGCUAAUCCUCAUGUUCAUUGGCGUAUGAGGUUGUGGAAUGAUUUGAUCAGGAACGAAGUGAGAGGAGGUUCCUUUUAUAAUGCAAGAUCGGAGAAGUUUGCUGAAACCUUGGCUGAAUGUAAUUUGUUUGAUAUGGGGGCUAUUGGGAGAAAUUUUACUUGGUUUCAAAAGGUGAAAGGAGGGCUGCAGGUAGCAAAAAAAUUGGAUAGAGCGGUGAUCAAUCAAGAGUGGCGCCUUUUAUUCCCGGAGGCAUAUAAUGAGGUGUUAGCGCGUCUUCAUUCUGAUCAUUGCCCCUUGCUCAUUAGAUGCAAGAAGGAGGGGACUGCUAAGAAAGCUUGGAGUAAAGGAGCCCCAGAUGUUAUUAAGAGUUUGCUUGAAGUCCAAAAGGAUGCGCUUAAUUUCAAUAAAGAGAUUUUUGGAAAUGUGUUUAUUAAAAAGAGGGAGCUUGAAAGACAACUAAAUGAUAUUCAAGUGUCUCUGGAAAGAUGGGAAGACCCGGAGCAGCAGAUUAAAGAGCAAGGCGAAAAAGGAACAAGAUUCAUGAAUUGUUUCUUGAAGAUGGCACUUGGUCUUCUGAGGGCGACGGUUUUGGAAUCGGAAACAAAUUCUUUCUUUCAAAAACUUUUCUCUACAAGGGAGGCAGUUAAUUUGGAUGCCAUGGGGAAAUUCCCUUGUCCUUCUCUUAGUAGAGAGGCCUGCCAAAAGCUUGUUGAACCAGUAGCUCUUGAAGAGGUGAAAAGAGCUGUGUUUGGCAUGAAUUCUUUCAAGGCUUCGGGUUCAGAUGGAUUUCAAGCUCUCUUUUAUAAAGAAUUUUGGGAAUCUCUUAGCAGUGAUGUGUGGGGCUUAGUGAAGAAAGCUUUUGCAGGUGAGAACAUCAGUGUGGCUGUGUUUGACACAUUCAUUGUUCUGAUCCCCAAAGUUGAAGCUCCGUCUUACCUGAAAUAUUUUCGUUCUAUUAGUUUAUGUAAUGUGAUUUACAAAAUCAUUACAAAAGUCCUUGUUAAUAGGUUUUGUCCUUUCCUUUCUGAGAUCAUUGGACUGUUUCAGGGUGGUUUUAUUCCAGGGAGAGGAACAACGGAGAAUAUAAUAAUUGCGCAAGAAAUAAUGCAUUUCAUGAGGAAAACCAAGUCGAAGAAGGGUUCUAUGGCAUUUAAGAUUGAUCUUGACAAAGCCUAUGACAGAGUAGACUGGAGAUUCCUUGAAACUUCCUUGAUCAAAGUUGGUUUUCCUGUGGCUACUAUUAAUCUUAUCAUGACUUGUGUGACUUUGUCCUUUUUGUCUAUUCUGUGGAAUGCAACAAAAACUCAGGUGACAGAGGUUAUGAAGACACUGGAUAUGUUUACUCAAGCGUCGGGACUGAAGGUGAAUAUCCAUAAAUCUAAGGCUCAAUGUUCCAAGAAUGUUUCAGUGAGAAGAAAAGAGGUGCUUUCAGGGAUUUCUAGUAUCCAAUUUUGUCAAGAUCUGGGAAGAUAUUUGGGAGUUAAUAAUGGUCAUGAUAGGGCUUCUAGGAAGAUGGCACAGGAGGUCAUUGACAAGAUACAGAGAAAACUUGCUAGUUGGAAAGGGUGCUUGCUUAACAAGGCAGGCAGACUUUGUCUUGUGAAUGCGGUGAUGGCUUCUAUUCCGGUUUACAAUAUGCAAGUUUCCCUUCUUCCGAAGUAUGCGUGCGACAAGAUUGAUUCUUUGAUGCGUCAGUUCUUAUGGAAAGGUCAAGCGAAUGGGAGAAUGGGAGAGGGUUGCCGUUGGUCAAGUGGGACAUUGCUAUAA